Cucumis sativus (cucumber) is the source of this 1956-nucleotide messenger RNA. Its product is annotated as polyol transporter 5. Gene Ontology annotation, biological process: transmembrane transport. Lineage: Eukaryota; Viridiplantae; Streptophyta; Magnoliopsida; Cucurbitales; Cucurbitaceae. The record is from RefSeq and is a predicted model, not a curated record. Gene Ontology annotation, cellular component: membrane. The coding region runs from base 165 to 1667 and encodes 500 amino acids. The transcript has 3 exons. Gene Ontology annotation, molecular function: carbohydrate transmembrane transporter activity.
UAAACCAAAUCUCAUUACCAAAAGAAAAAAAAAAGGUGAAUAAAAGAAAUAAUAAAUAAACUAUAAACCUCACGCUGUUGAAUUUCAAUAUCCAAUCUUUCAAUUAUCAAAACAAAGAUUAAAGAAAAUUUCGUCAACCAAUUUCCCUUUUCAUCUCUCCCAAAAUGGAUCGCCGGAAAGAUGAGAUUUCUCCAACUUCCGGCCUCCAAAUUCCAUUAAUUAAUCCCCACAACCACAAAACUAACCAUUUUCCUUUCCUCUGUUCACUCAUCGCUUCCAUGGCUUCCAUUUUGGUUGGUUACGAUAUCGGUGUCAUGAGUGGAGCCGCAAUCUUCAUCAAAGAGGACUUUAAAAUCUCCGAUGUACAAGUCGAAGUCCUUGUUGGAAUUAUCAAUCUCUAUUCAAUUCUUGCCGCUGCCGCUGCCGGCAGAACCUCCGAUCGUAUUGGCCGUCGUUACACGAUUGUUCUCGCCGCUGGCUUCUUCUUUGUCGGCGCCAUUCUCAUGGGGUUCGCCCCAAAUUAUGCUUUCUUGAUGUUUGGCCGAUUCUUCGCUGGUGCCGGCAUCGGAUAUGCCCCGUUGGCUGCUUCUGUCUACACCGCUGAGAUUUCUUCGGCAUCCUCUCGCGGUAGCUUAUUUACUCUUCAAGAGGUGUUAAUUAAUUUGGGUAUUUUACUUGGAUAUGUUUCAAAUUACGCAUUCUCCAAGCUUCCCGUUCAUCUGGGGUGGCGAUUUAUGCUUGGAAUUGGUUUAGUUCCGUCGGUGUUUUUGGCCGCCCUCGUGAUUCUGGUGAUGCCGGAAUCGCCACGGUGGUUGAUAAUGCAAGGUCGUGUGGGUGAAGCAAAACAAGUCCUUAUCAAAACCUCUGAUUCCAUCGAAGAAUCUUUACACCGCCUCGUUGACAUAAAAAACGCCGUAGGCAUUCCACCGACUUGUGAAAACGACAUCGGUCAUGUACCAAAACUUAGCAUUCACGGCAGUGGCAUUUGGAAAGAGCUCUUCCUCCACCCCACACCGGCCGUUCGUCACAUCAUAAUCACCGUAGUGGGUCUCCAUUUCUUCCUAGAAGCCACCGGCACGGACGCCGUCCUUUUGUACAGCCCAAGAAUCUUCGAAAAGGCCGGAAUCACAUCCCCCGACGAAAAGCUUCUAGCAACGGUGGGAGUGGGGUUAACAAAGACUGUUUUCGUGUUGAUCGCCACGGUGUUAUUCGACCGGAUCGGGCGACGGCCGUUAGUUCUAGCGAGCAUUGGAGGACAAGCGAUAUCGUUGAUGGUUUUAGGAACAGGGCUGACGAUAAUGGAGAAGUCGGAGGAGCGAAUGAGGUGGGCAGUGGGGAUGUGUGUUGCCACGGUGUUAUCCGACGUGGCGUUUUAUUCAAUCGGGAUGGGGCCCAUGGGGUUCGUCAGCUCAGAGUAUUUUCCGUUGAAACUACGGGCUCAAGGGAUGAGCGUGGGAGUGAUGGUGAAUAGACUCGUAGGAGCAAUAGUUACAAUGACGUUUUUGUCAUUGUAUAGUGCUAUUACUAUUGGUGGCGCUUUCUUCUUAUACGCUGCUGUUGCGUUGCUUGCUUUGGUGUUCUUUUAUGUUGUGUUGCCGGAGACAUAUGGGAUGAAUUUGGAAAGUGUUGAGGGGGUUUUUGGUAAUUUGAAUUGGAAAUCUUCGUAAUGAUGUGGUGUGGUGUGAAAGUGAAAGUGAAGUGAUGAUCACAAUUGACGAUUACAAAGUGUGGAUAUCUUACUUUUUGAAAUAUCUGCUAUAAACAUAUACUACACUUGAGAAUUGAUGUUGUUUAGUCUAUUUCAUUUAGGUUGUUAUCUUUCUUUCUUUCUUUUUUCUUUUUCUUUUUUUUUGUCAAGACAAAAUUGAUAUUAGUGGGAGUUGAUUAGUUGUGUACCAUCAAACUUAUGAUAUUGUUCUAAUGAAUGGUUAUAGAGAGAUCUUUACUUGUGUUCUA